AUGGCCAAUGAGGAGGUGGCUGGGGACGAGGGGGGUCGGUGGCAGCCCUAUCUUGGCUACCGUGACUGGUGGCACUGGGAAAAGCCCAGUGGGGCCACGCUCCCGCUCUACGACGCCGCUUGCCAGGUCGCCCAGGAGGUCGCCGAGAAAAUCCAGGAGCGUAACCGGUACCAAAGGAACGGGGAGAGUUCAGCCAAGCUCAAUGUGAUUAUCAGAUCGUCGUUGCAGAAUCUCAGAGAGAAGAUCGAUCAGCUGAAGGACUUACUGCUUCGGGCUGUAUCAACACACCAAAUCACACAGCUGGAGGGAGACAGGAGGCAGAAUUUGGUGGAUGACCUUCUCACGCGACACAAACAACUUCAGGCAUCUUACAAGAAUGAAGGCACAGAACCAGAUGUGAUAAGAUCUAGCCUAAUGACGGGAGGGGUCAAACGAGGUGUAACCAACCCAUGGCUCGUGGAAGAACCUGAGGAAACCAGAGGACUUGGCUUUGGCGAUCUCAGGCAGCAGCAACGAAGGAUCAUAGAAGAGCAAGAUGCUGGACUCGAUGCUCUUUCUUCAAUCAUAUCCCGGCAGAAGCAAAUGGGGCAGGAAAUUGGGAAUGAGCUGGACGAACAGAAUGAGAUCAUCGACGACCUCACGAACCUGGUUGAAAACACAGAUGACAAGCUUCGCAACCAGACGCGGCACGUGAAGAUGGUGGACAAGAAAUCGACGUCCUGUGGUAGCGGCUCCGGGGUGAGCUGCUGCCUGGCAGAGCCUUUCUUUCGGGAUAAACCGUUUGGAGUUUACCAGCUGGGCUGCGGCUUCUGCAUCCCUGGCGCGGGUCGGCGGGGCUGCGGGGUGAAGCUGGGCCGGAGAAGGUCCAUGGGUGGCAGGGUGUGA
Messenger RNA from Charadrius vociferus (killdeer), 885 nucleotides. RefSeq names its product syntaxin 8 (gene STX8). The coding region runs from base 1 to 885 and encodes 294 amino acids. Gene Ontology annotation, cellular component: SNARE complex; endomembrane system. Gene Ontology annotation, molecular function: SNAP receptor activity; SNARE binding. The transcript has 8 exons. NCBI's taxonomy places the organism in Eukaryota, Metazoa, Chordata, Aves, Charadriiformes, Charadriidae. Gene Ontology annotation, biological process: intracellular protein transport; vesicle fusion. The record is from RefSeq and is a predicted model, not a curated record.